AGCGUUCAAAAUUGUCCUGCUCAAUCCUUACAUUUUCCGGGAGCCGGCCGUGACUUUGACCUUUCUUCCGUACCUAUUUGUAGAGUGACGAGAGGCAACAGUGACGAUGACCAUAUGACCGGACGAUGAUUUUGAUGAACGGAGGCGUGAUGGAGGACAAACAUCGUGAAGUUUUGAGAGCGAACAGAAUGAAAAUCGUUCGUGAUUUGGAUGUUGACAAUGCUACAUCAUUCUUGUAUUCGAAAAGCAUCCUAUCAGAAAAUGAUCGCGACGAGAUUAAAGCGAAUAAAACAUUUCAAUCUAAAAGUGACAAACUCUUGGAUAUUCUUCCGAGGCGAGGACCCGAAGCGUUUGGUGUUUUUGUGAAAUUUCUCGAUGAAAAUCAACCAUUCUUGAGUAAAUACCUGAAACCCGAUACAGGUUUGCAAGGUACAAAGCAACCCGUGGAUAAUAUGGAUGGUCCAUAUUUUAAUCUCGCUAGUGAAACGUUUCCCAAAGAAACAGAGGAAGAGAUAAAAUACGAAAGUUGUUCGAACACCAGCGGUAUAAACAACAGUAGCUGUACACAAGAAGAUGGGAAAUGGCCAUGGAAAGCAAAUAAAGAGGUCAAUCGUGCAGCACACAAGGAUGACAAAACUGAUAUAAAAAAGAAUUUGCAACCUAAACAUUCUUCCAGUCAUAAAGAUGCUAUCGCAAGGGAUUAUAUGUACUCAAUGACACACAGUCCACGUGGCGAAGCAUUCAUCAUCAACAAUAAAAAUUUCUUAAAGGAAUCAGGAAUGCAAAAAUACCCACGUAAGGGUACUGACGUUGAUCGUGAUGCUUUAUACGGACUGUUUACGGCCUUGGGUUUUAACACCACAGUUUAUAACGACCUAACCACCAAACAAAUCAUGGAACUUUUUCAUCAUUAUGCCUCAAUGGAUCACUCAAAUUAUGAUUGCAUAAUCUGUGCUGUUUUGUCUCAUGGUGAAGAGGGGCUUUUUUAUGGUACUGAUGGCACAAUUCUAAUCAAAGAUUUGACGAGUGUGUUUCAAGGGCGUCUUCCUGGCAAACCGAAACUAUUCUUUUUUCAAGCCUGCCAAGGAAAUGAUUAUAUGGAUGGGACAGAUGCGGUAGAUGGAGCACUUGAUGAAAUUGAUGGAAAAGGGAACGAAAAAAGUACAAUUCCUCUUGAGGCAGAUUUUAUGUAUGCAUAUUCCACUGUACCAGGCUACUAUUCAUGGCGCAACUCUGUCAAAGGCUCUUGGUUUGUUCAGGCCAUCGAUUCUGUCUUCCGCAAGUACGUUAAGUCAAUGGAUCUUCUCAGAAUGAUGACGCGCGUGAAUUGUGAAGUGGCUAAACAGAAGUCAAACACAAAUGAAAACUAUUCCGACAACAAGAAACAGAUUCCUUCAAUUAUCUCACAGCUGCGCAAGGAAGUUUACUUCUUUCCUGAAAAUGUUUUGGAGGGUCAGCCGUAAAAUUUAUGUUUUGAUUUGUUUGGAUAUUUUUUUGCAUUGGCUUGAAUGAUUCAUAUGAUCUCCACUGUACAUAUGAAAUGAUAUGUAAGGUAACAGUCGCAAUUUGCUUUUUGCAGCUUGCACAAUCUAAUCUAUGUUGAGCACAACAAUAUAACAGUUGCACUUCACAGUUUGCAUUAACUGUUCUGUGCAUUUUCUGGUUUUUUCUUUCCCCGUUUUCUUGGCAACGGAGAGAUAUUUGUAAACCUUCGAAGAGUGUUAAAAGGAAUUAAAUAAUCCACAAUAAUCAUAUCUAUAAACACGUGACAAGAAUGACGUUGCAUUUUAUACACGUUCCCUGUGUAUUAAUGCUUUUUUAUGUAAUCAACCUAAAAUAUUCUUUUAGAUUAAAAUCGUUAUACAUUAUUAUGGAGUGACAAGCGACUUCUCCUAUGAAGUACUAUAAAUGUUAGAUAGGGUAAAAGCCAAUGAAAGUUGAGAAAUAAAUGAUUUGUAGGGCAGAAA
Xenia sp. Carnegie-2017 is the source of this 1967-nucleotide messenger RNA. RefSeq names its product caspase-7-like. The transcript is spliced from 5 exons. NCBI's taxonomy places the organism in Eukaryota, Metazoa, Cnidaria, Anthozoa, Malacalcyonacea, Xeniidae. Gene Ontology annotation, biological process: apoptotic process; regulation of apoptotic process; proteolysis. Gene Ontology annotation, cellular component: cytoplasm. The coding region runs from base 126 to 1463 and encodes 445 amino acids. The record is from RefSeq and is a predicted model, not a curated record.